UUGAAGUUGACUAUGCAUGUUACAUUGUACUCCUCAGGAAAAGUUAUUUUGAGGCUUCUUGUUGUUCUUUUAAUGUUUGAUAUUGCUGCAGGAAAAAGUCAUAGGAAAAAUAUAUAUGGAAUAUGCCCAGAAUCUAAGCGUACUAUCAAGGAAGUUUCAAAAUGUCCAAAAAACAAAGAGGAAUGGAAGAGAAGAAAAGACGAAAUGAAUUGUGAUUCAGUUCAGCAAUCUUGUACAAAUGCAGAAAAUUUUGUUUAUCACUGCCUUCCAAAUCACCACUGGAAUAAAACCAUAGAAGUUUGUGCUCCCAGAAAACGUAUUGUUCUGCGAAAAUGUACCGAAUACAACGAGGAAGGAAUGAGGAUUCAAUCUAAUUUUAAACAUUCGUGUUCUAACAGAGAAAACUCUUGUCCUAUGCAUUAUAUGUCGGACAACGCUUACAAAUAUCAGCAAUGUUAUAACACAACAAAUAGAGUUUUCACGAGCACUCAGCAUCCUUUAGAAAGAAUAGAAAGAAACAUUAUGCCCACUGACCGGGUCAAAUGCUGUUCAUCUGCUGAGAGAUUAAAAUCUCUAUGCAUCAGAACAAUACUGAUAAUGACUGUUAUGUCGAAGAUUUACAUGUACCUUUUCCAUUCUAUGGUCACAUGAAAAAUUAUAAUGUUGUUAUAAUGCGAGGAUCCGGUCUAACCUCGAGGGAAUCACUUGUCAGCGUGAUCCCAAUCAUAUGGCAUUCCCUAAAUCACAGGCAAAUAAUGGACAACACAAAAAGAAGAAUUAUGUGUCACUGCAUCUAAUAGUGUGCCGCAGCUGGAAGUUUUUUUAGAUCCAGAUUGUAGUAUAUACAUCUAAGGAUAUCCUAAUUUAGACGAUAAUUUGUGUUUGUAAUUACAUGUAUUUACUUUGGACAUUUUAGACAAAAUUUAACAACUUGUUAUUGACGAAUAAUUUGAU
Saccostrea cuccullata (small rock oyster) is the source of this 954-nucleotide messenger RNA. RefSeq lists its product as uncharacterized. The record is from RefSeq and is a predicted model, not a curated record. Gene Ontology annotation, cellular component: extracellular region. NCBI's taxonomy places the organism in Eukaryota, Metazoa, Mollusca, Bivalvia, Ostreida, Ostreidae. The transcript is spliced from 5 exons. Gene Ontology annotation, molecular function: chitin binding. The coding region runs from base 13 to 651 and encodes 212 amino acids.